Molecule: messenger RNA, 1982 nt
Organism: Sardina pilchardus (European sardine)
Lineage: Eukaryota; Metazoa; Chordata; Actinopteri; Clupeiformes; Clupeidae
Gene: fars2
Product: phenylalanyl-tRNA synthetase 2, mitochondrial
Exons: 7
Coding region: 158-1531 (457 amino acids)
Biological process (GO): phenylalanyl-tRNA aminoacylation
Cellular component (GO): mitochondrion; cytoplasm
Molecular function (GO): phenylalanine-tRNA ligase activity; ATP binding; tRNA binding
Source: RefSeq, a predicted model, not a curated record
UCCUCGCGGUGUCCCAAGUAAAUUGCGUGUCAGUUCUAAAUAGCAUCCGGCAAAUCUUCGGACAUCUACACGAUCACAUUCGGUGAUCAAGACAAGAGGCAGCAACGACCUAAUAACAAUCUACAGUAGGCUGUUUGAGCUCAAUGAUCUAUCUACAAUGAGGAUCUACCAUAGACCCUACCUUCAGUCUCUUCUGCCUGAUUCUGUGUACAAACACUGCCUCUAUUCCUGCUUCCGAGCAAAGAAGCAAACAGUGACCCACAGUCUCCGAUGUCUGAACAGUGAUGGUCUCACAGCUCAGUCCAUGGUCAAGCAGAACUCAUUGGAAGUGUUGGGUCAGACAUAUUGCCGUGAUGAAUAUACUAACAUCACGCCUAAAAUUCUGUCCAAAGUAGGGCGUAACCUCCAUAAUACUCCACAUCACCCACUGUGGCUUAUUAAGGAGCGCAUUAAGUCACAUUUCUACAGUGCCUACACUGGCCGGUGGGGCAACCCACUCUUCUCUGUUUUUGACAACCUGAAUCCCAUAGUAACUGUGGAACAGAAUUUUGACAGCCUGCUCAUUCCAAAGGACCAUCCGAGUCGCAAGAAAGGGGACAAUUACUAUCUGAACCAAAACACCAUGCUACGAGCACAUACCUCUGCUCAUCAGACAGAGCUGGUUCGUUCAGGGCUGGAUGCCUUUCUGGCCGUUGGAGAUGUUUACCGAAGAGAUGAGAUAGAUGCUAGCCACUACCCAGUGUUCCAUCAGAUGGAGGGAGUACGACUGUUCUCCAAUCAUGAACUAUUUGCAAAGGUGACACAUGGUGAGGAACUGAGUCUGUUUGAAAAAAGAGGUCGACGUACCCCUCAAAAACAGGAGGCUCAUACCCUGGAGGCUGUGAAAUUGGUGGAGUUUAACCUCAAACAGACAUUAACACAUCUGAUCAGACAUCUGUUUGGGGAAGAGUUGGAAAUCCGCUGGGUGGAAUGCUACUUCCCGUUCACCCAUCCCUCUUUUGAAAUGGAGGUGCGUUUCCAGGGCAAAUGGUUGGAGGUGCUCGGGUGUGGAGUGAUGGAACAGGAUUUAGUCCAUUCAGCUGGAGCAGAGGAUAAAAUAGGCUGGGCAUUUGGGUUGGGUUUAGAGAGGCUUGCUAUGGUCCUCUACAGCAUCCCAGACAUUCGUAUCUUUUGGAGCGAGGACGAGCGUUUUCUGAAGCAGUUCUGCCUGCCCAGCAUCGACCAUCCUGUCAUGUUUCAGGCUCUCAGUAAAUACCCUGCCCUGUGGAAUGACAUUUCAUUCUGGCUUCCUGCUGAAAGUUAUGAAGACAAUGACUUCUAUGACCUUGUGAGGAGUAUCGGGGGUGACUUGGUUGAGAAUGUGGCCCUGGUAGACAAGUUUACCCAUCCGAAAACCAAAAGGACAAGUCAUUGCUACCGCAUCAGCUACCGUCAUAUGGAGAGGACUUUAUCACAGGAGGAGGUGCGCGUUGUCCACCAGGCAAUUGAACAGGCUGUCGAACAACAACUGGGGGGUGAAGGGAGGUACUGACUCUCUCUCCAUCCAAUGAGGGCAACAACUUAUUGCAAUGUUUUUGAAAUAUUUAUUUCAUUUUAUUUCAUAAGGUUUAUUGUACAUGUGCUUAACUCCCUGCUGACUCUCUGUCAAGCCCUGAAACUGUUACAGUUUUCUUAAAGGAUAUGUGAUGUAAGCAGAGCUUCAUCAAGAAAAGCCUUUUGCCAUUAGAGAAGGAAAAUUGUGCUCAGGGUGCCUGUGAGCUAGGAAAACUAGUUUUGCUGUGUAGCUGAACUCACAUUCAACAGGCUGAAAUAAAGUACAUCAUUUACUAUUGUGUCUGUUUUUAUAUGAAUGAAUGUUCAGUUUGAUAGUCUUCAUAUUUAACAUUCUGUGAAGUAGUCAUUUCCAGGAUCAGACAGACAUUCUAUUUGUAAAGCAGGUAGAAUUCAACUGGUGGUAACUUUUGGGCAAACAUGACCGCUAA